Gaeumannomyces tritici R3-111a-1 is the source of this 3073-nucleotide messenger RNA. RefSeq lists its product as hypothetical. Gene Ontology annotation, cellular component: nucleolus. Gene Ontology annotation, biological process: negative regulation of transcription by RNA polymerase II; rRNA processing. The coding region runs from base 885 to 2342 and encodes 485 amino acids. NCBI's taxonomy places the organism in Eukaryota, Fungi, Ascomycota, Sordariomycetes, Magnaporthales, Magnaporthaceae. The record is from RefSeq and is a predicted model, not a curated record. The transcript is spliced from 3 exons. Gene Ontology annotation, molecular function: DNA binding.
GACAACAGCAAAUUCUGCAAAGAUCCAAUUCUGAUCCAACAAACAACACAACCUCCCUCCUACUUUCUGCCUCGGUACACACUUCCAUCUGCUUGUAAGGGCUCGCGCGCACAAAAUCAUAAACACAAAUCCCAUCCUCGACUGUCAACCCAGGCACAUUCGUCCAAAAAGGCCCCAGCCAGAAGCCGCCCCAGCCCAGGUCGCAGGUCCGAAACAAAACCGACCCCAAAGCCAGAAAAAAGUCCGCUUUUGGACCGCUCGGCCUGGCCCCCCUGCUCCGCUCCUGAUCGUCCUGUCGCGCACACAGCCCACUUUGGCACUCGAGACGACUCGAGAGCGCGCGGGCUUUGAUACAAGAGUCUUCUGCCCGUCAUCCUCUUUGCUUCUUCCAUCGCAAUAGACUCAAGAUCGAUUGACAGCGCCUCGCCGUCGCAACACCCCGCCGCGGCCUGACCGAUACUCGUGACCCUCGACGACCCGCAGUCGCCCCCAACAACAAGCAACCCGCCACCAUCGCUGCUCCAACAACAAACGCGCCCGGCAUCGGCUCCGCUGCCCAUCCAAGUUUUUUGCGCAAACCCAACCCGAACGCCUCGCCAUCGCCCGCCCUUGGUGUCGAGCCAGGACGAUCCCCGGCACCCACGCCAAUCAAAAGACCAAGGCUCACUUGCAUACCUACCCAUCAGCCUGCCUGCUCGCUCGGCACAUUCAGGUAGCUUACCUCGCCCGCCUACGCUUAGUAGACAGAGGGACAACACAUCGCCCGCCGGCUGGCUCCUCGGCUCUCUCGCGCCCGACUUUUGCGCCCCAGUCUAGACACGCACACAUAAUUAUCACCUGUUCGUCUCUUUUGGCCGCAUUCCUGCCUGCGGUCACCCAUCACAAUGGUUUCCUUUUCGUGCGAGAACUGCGGUGAUGUUAUGACCAAGAAGAAGCUCGAUCCGCACCGUAAUCGCUGCCACGGAGCCACCUUCACCUGCAUCGAUUGCAUGACACACUUUUACGGCGUUGAUUAUCGCAACCACACGAGCUGCAUUUCGGAGGACCAGAAAUACCAGGGCGCACUCUACAAGCCCAAGAAGGGAAAACAGACGCAACAUCAAGAACCUGUUGAACAGUACCAGACACCCGCUGGAGACGACCGCAGUAGAACCAUGGCCCACAUCGCAUACGUCGAGGAUGCCCCAGAGGACUACGACGAGUACGACUUCAACGAUGACGAGGACGAUGUUCGGCCCAGGAGCGGCCCGAUGCCCCACGCGCCCACGCCUCCGUCGGGUGCGGACCAGCACGUGAACGUCUUUGACUUUCUUGUCGCCAACCCGACCCCGAAACCCUCCAACUCGGACCUGAGGGCUGAAGCGUUGGCUUCGGCCAGCGAGGACGAGAAACCGGACGAAGGCAACCAGCUGGUACGCUUCCAGUAUGAUACAGUCGAAUCGAUAGAGAAGAGCCAGGAGGCGGUCGACGAGAAGCGCGGGCUUGUACAGUACGGAGCCGACUCCCCAGUGCUGUCAGCCAACCUCCAGACGCCAGCCCCCAGGGUGGAAAAGAAGAAGAGCAGAGACAGCGAUAAGAAGGACAAGAAACGCAAGCGCCUUCACCUCGAUAUCCAUGACUCGGUUAUGACGGACGCGCCCCCGAUCCUGCACUCGGGCCUUACCGGUGGCCUCAAGGGUAUGAUGCGCGGCCCUUCGGUCUUUCCUCCCUCGCCCGAAUAUUCUGCCGACGCGGCCGAGACGCCCGCCAGCCCGCUCAAGAAGACUCGGCACUCUAAACACUCCAGCUCGGGGACAGGCCACCGGGUCACGUCGAUUGGCUCGAUUGGCAACAACCUGAUGUCAAUGCUCACGGGCCCUUCCAAGCCCAAGACCACCAAGAAGAGGAAGCACGGGUCCCCUGGGGCCAAGAAGUCUUCCAAGUCCAAGCACAAACAUGAGCACGAUCACCACCACCAUCAUCAUCACAAGUCAUCAGACAGCGAAAAAGUUGAAAAGGUCGAAAAGGUCGAGAAGGUCGAGAAGACCCACAAGGCCAAGAAGAUGAUCGAGUACCGGCCGGGAUCCAAGGACAGCAAGGACGGCGACAAGAGCAAGGACAAGAACCAGUCCGUGGUGGUGUACGGCAAGCACGCGCAGCCGGCCGACAUCCUGCUGAACCUGGUCAACAAGGGGCCUGACAGCGAGCGCGGCUGUAGUAUGAACAAGGCCCUGAAGCGGUUCCACCGGGAGCUGAGCUCGUCGGGCAGCAGCACUGGCAAGCUCAUGGACGAGAAAGAGCUGUGGCGGUCAUUGCGCCUGCGCAAGAACGACCGCGGCGAGGUGGUCCUGUUCUGUCCGUGAUGUUCUUGCCUGAUCAAGAGCGGAUAAAGUGACUUGCCGCCCCUUUCCCUCUCUUUUUUUUCUUGUUUCUUUUUUACUCUUCUUUAAUACCCUUUCUUAUUUCCUAUCAUGUUUUUGUUUUGGCGUGUACCAAAACCCCCCGCGGCGUUUCAAGGAGUUGCAAGCCUGACUUUUUGGUUAUAUCUGGUGGAUUCAUGAUACCUUGCAUGUGCUGAGAAAAGACGGACAAAGUCGCUCGCACCGGAGAGUGGAUGGCUGGGGGAAGGGAUUGGGAGGCUGGGAUGUAUGGUAAUGGAAAAGAGUUCUUCUUUUUUUUCUUCUUUCUCCUUGUUGUUCAAUGCCCACGGUUUAACACGCGUGGAGCUUGUUUGGGCUCGCAAGGGGGUUCCGGGGUUGUGGUCCCCGAGAGAGCGAGAGAUCUUGGGCGCAGUCGAGGAGGAGCAGGUUGUUCUCGUGGUCGUUUCGUCAGAGGUCGCGGUUGACCUGGUCACGGCGUGCUUGGGAUGGCGCAUCAUAUUUGAUGACAGCUGGGCUGCCACCGACUUCUUAUUAAUUGCUGUACAACUGACUGUUUGACCUUGGCCGACAUCUUUUCUUCUUUGAGUGUUUUAUUUCCUCCAAAGUCUUUUCGUUUAAUCCAUCUUUGUUUGCCUACACGAGCGUCUGAUUCAUACGUUCAAGCUAGCAUUCGUUGAAAAUCAAAAAUCAAAGUCCUCAAAAAUAUUAAUGGG